GUGACCUGGUUCUUGUUGGUGGCCAGAUUACAUAUUCCGGUGUUCUUCGCCCCCUCUUUUUUCUUGGUUCAUUUUUGAUAAACGUUGUGCCUGGGCAUCCCGCCAGCACGACAAGAAUCCCCGUUUCUUGGCAUCAUGACGGAGAACAAUAUCCCCCCAACUUCAACACCUCAACUGGCGCCGUCGGCGCCCGUUGACCAGACACACUCUGUGGCGCAAGUCACCACGACUCCGACCGCCUCGGUCACGGCGACCGCCGCGGCCGCCACCGCCGCCAUCAACAACUCCAUGAAUGGCGGCGAGCAGCUGCCUUGUCAAUGGGUGGGCUGCACGGAGAAGAGUCCUACUGCUGAAGCACUCUAUGAGCACGUCUGUGAGCGCCAUGUCGGUCGCAAAAGCACAAACAACUUGAAUUUGACCUGCCAGUGGGGUUCUUGCAACACCACUACGGUGAAGCGCGACCACAUUACCUCGCACAUUCGAGUUCAUGUGCCCCUGAAGCCGCACAAGUGCGAUUUCUGCGGCAAGGCCUUCAAGCGUCCUCAGGAUCUGAAGAAGCAUGUCAAGACCCACGCGGAUGACUCCGAAAUCCGGUCGCCUGAGCCUGGGCUGAAGCACCACCACCACCCGGAUAUGAUGUUCCCUCAGAACCCCAAGGGCUAUGCGGCUGCUACUCAUUACUUCGAGGGUCCCAUGAACGGUGUCCCGAACCAGGCCUAUACUCACGGCGCUCCCCAGUACUACCAGACACACCCGGCACCACCCCCACCUGCCAACCCUCAUUCCUACGGCAAUGUAUAUUACGCCCUCAGCCAGGGCCACGAUGGAGCCCCCUCUUAUGACCGCAAGCGCGGAUACGAUGCGCUGAACGAGUUCUUUGGAGAUCUCAAGCGCCGCCAAUUUGACCCUAACUCUUAUGCCGCUGUUGGCCAACGGCUGUUGGGUCUACAGGCCCUCCAGCUCCCGAUUCUGAACGGACCCGUGCCCGAGUAUCAGCCCAUGCCCGCUGGCGUUGCUGUGAGUGGAGGCGGUGGAUAUAGCCCUGGUGGCUCUCAGGCGCCUGCCUACCACCUGCCUCCGAUGUCCAACGUUCGCACCAAGAACGAUCUCAUCAACAUUGAUCAAUUCCUGGAGCAGAUGCAGAACACUAUCUACGAGAGUGAUGAGAACGUGGCUGCUGCUGGUGUUGCCCAGCCCGGUGCCCACUACGUACAGCCUGGCAUGCACUACCGCGCCACCCACUCCCCGCCAAGCCAGCUCCCUCCUAGCCAUGUCACAGCCACCACCUCCGCUCCCAUGAUGCAGGCACACUCUCCAUCUGUCGGCACUCCGGCACUGACUCCUCCCUCCAGCGCACAGUCGUACACUUCCAACCGCUCUCCCAUCUCCAUGCACAACCACCGCGUCUCUCCGCCCCAUGAGAGUGGCGCCGGCAUGUAUCCUCGUCUCCCGUCUGCUAGCAUGCCUGACAGCAUGGGUGCUGGCUACCCCACUUCUUCUGGCGCCGCUCCCCCAUCUACUCUCGGGGCUUUUGACAACGAUGACCGCCGUCGUUACACUGGAGGUACUCUGCAGCGUGCGCGCCCAGCGGAGCGCCAAGUUGAUGACAGCCGGAUGGAUACUGCGCAAGAUAGUAAGGCAGAUGGCGAACGUACCCCGACCAAGGAGCGCAUGGACAUCUCACAGAGUCUGAUUGACCCUGCUCUAUCCAGCACUUCUUCCGACCCUGAUCAGGAAGCUGCGCAGCGGACUGCCCAGGCUGCUACUGAGGUGGCUGAGCGCGAUGUCAAUGUUGCUUGGGUGGAGAAGGUCCGCUUGCUUGAGAACCUCCGACGCCUAGUCUCCGAGCUCCUGGAGGCUGGUCAGUUUAACCCUGACUCUGGGCGUGAGUCCGGGUCUCCCACCCUUGAUGGGGCUAUGGAGGGCAUUGAGAUUGCUAGUGCACGUGCGUCCUCCGAGCCCGCCAAGGAGGAAACCAAAACUGAGCCUGUGGAGACUGUCUCCUACCCGACCCUCCGUGGGCUGGACGAAGACGGAGACGCUAAGAUGCCCGGUGACGAUGCAUAG
This is a messenger RNA of Penicillium longicatenatum, 2067 nucleotides long. It is a transcript of the gene pacC, whose product is annotated as putative C2H2 transcription factor PacC. Gene Ontology annotation, cellular component: nucleus. Lineage: Eukaryota; Fungi; Ascomycota; Eurotiomycetes; Eurotiales; Aspergillaceae. The transcript is spliced from 2 exons. The record is from RefSeq and is a predicted model, not a curated record. The coding region runs from base 136 to 2067 and encodes 643 amino acids. Gene Ontology annotation, biological process: positive regulation of transcription by RNA polymerase II.